Messenger RNA from Babjeviella inositovora NRRL Y-12698, 963 nucleotides. RefSeq names its product inositol pentakisphosphate 2-kinase (gene IPK1). Gene Ontology annotation, cellular component: nucleus. Gene Ontology annotation, molecular function: inositol-1,3,4,5,6-pentakisphosphate 2-kinase activity; ATP binding. Gene Ontology annotation, biological process: inositol phosphate biosynthetic process. NCBI's taxonomy places the organism in Eukaryota, Fungi, Ascomycota, Pichiomycetes, Serinales. The transcript has a single exon. The record is from RefSeq and is a predicted model, not a curated record. Bases 1 to 963 code for a protein of 320 amino acids.
AUGAGUUUGCUAGAAACAACUCCUGCGGAUUGGGAGUAUUUUACCAAGGGAAAUGCCAACCUUUUGUUCCGAUACCGCGGACCCCUCGGGAAGUACACAGACAAGCUUCUCCGCGUGCGGUUGUUCAAUGACCUGCCUGAUUAUGUAUCCACCAAGACCAUCGUGCAGUAUGUCAAGACCAAUUUUGAAGAAAGUUUUCACAAAGAGCUAUGUGAGCAAGAGCUAGUCAAGGUCUCCCCGGACUUUCUUACAGGGUUAUCUGAGCGAUGUGGGCAUACGCUCAUGUGUGACGACUACGCCCUCGUCAUGCCGAACCUUCUACGCGGCGUGGUCCAGUCCGUAAAGCUCGCCAAGAACUGUAUUUUGCAUAUCGCUCAAGAGGAGGGUAGUGAAGUGGUUACGUUAGAGUUUAAGCCCAAAUGGCUCUAUGAUAACACCCGGAUAUAUUGUCGUAAUUGUGCCCACGGGCAGAUGCAGGGCGUCCCAAGACAUUUUUGCCCAUUGGACUUGCUCCACAUAGAAAGAGUCACAGGUGCUAUAGAUGACAUGUUUUUGGAAAUGAAAAAAGAUGAAACAAAGGGUAUUUUGUCCUAUAAAAGCGUCUUGGUCUCAUUUUUCACCAAUAGCGACAUUCUACACCGUUUAAAACGCAUCCAAUCCCGAUCCACUCAAUCCGUAAAAGAUAUUACUUCGGCAGGAGAUGUUACAGAAGAGUUGAGUUUAUCUAUGACUUUGAGAGAUGUGACUUUAUUUGUGGAGAUGCGCCAAGGUGGGACAGAAUACUCUGAAAGCUCUGAUUUGUUCCUGAUUGAUGGAGUGGCAUUCUCGUGUAAAUGCUACGUUAUUGAUCUUGACUUGAAGGCGAAUUCCAAAUUCCGUCACUGGGCGAAGACGGAACAAAAAUUACAGGAGUAUUACGAUCGCACGGAACUGGACGCCUGGCCCGGGUGUUUCAGGAAGUGA